CUUGCUUGCUAAGAUGAGACGACUCUUCGUCUAGGAAGUGGACUCUUGAUGUAACUUGGUUAGCUAAUUAAUCAGCGAUCUAGGAGCUGUGGUUCGUUUCAUUCUGAGCAGGGCCAGGGAGGUUUUCCGGCUGCAACGGUACCAUUGAGCAUCAUAUGCUCGAAGAAAACUUGAGCAGGAUGUCACCGAAUUCUUUUUUGUCCGGCAACAACAAGAACGCCCGCCAUAUCCUCCGAGGACGGUGGAGCAACCUGAAACUCUCGGUCGCUGUCUCCCUUGGAAUCAGCUUCUGCUGCCUUGUCGUUUACUGCUCCCUCUGCUCUUCCCCUUUCUCGACGACGAAGCUCCUAUUGUCGCCGGAGGAAGACCCAGAGCUGGUCAGAGUACUGAGGAGCACAGCAUUGGCGACGGCGGGUAGGCGAUCGAAAUCCACGGUGAUCCUGACCAUGAUAAACAAAGCGUGGGUGGAGCGAGGGUCGAUUCUGGACGUUUUUCUGGAAGGGUUUUCGGUCGGCGACGGGACGCAAGAACUGGUGAAGCAUUUGGUGAUCGUGUCUCUGGACCAGAGGGCCUACGAGCGGUGCCAGGAAAUCCACCCGCACUGUUACGCGCUGACCACGCCGGGAGUGAAUUUCACAGGCGACGCCACAUUCAUGACCCAAGAGUACUUGCUCGUCGUGUGGCGCCGCAUCGACUUCUUAGGCUCUGUUUUGCGCCUGGGAUACAACUUCGUCUCCACGGAUGCAGAUAUAUUGUGGUUUCGAAACCCAUUCCCGCGGUUCCACGAGGACGCCGACUUCCAAGUGUCGUGCGACAUGCACCUAGGCGACGACUCCAACCGCGACAACCUUCCCAACACGGGCUUCACCUUCGUCAGAUCCAACCCCAGGACGGUCCGCUUCUACAAACACUGGUACCGCUCCAAGGACAGGUUCCCCGGCGAGCACGACCAAGACGUCUUCAACCGGAUCAAGUUCGACGACGACGACGCCAUCGUCGGGUUGAAGAUGAGGUUCCUCGACACCGCCUACUUCGGCGGCUUCUGCGAGCCGGUCAAGGACCUCAACGUCGCCUGCACCAUGCAUGCUAACUGCUGCGUCGGGCUGGACACCAAGGUGCACGACCUCAGAAACUUGCUCCGGGAUUGGAAGCGUUUCUCGGCGUUGCCUCCUGAAUCGAGAAACGGGGUUUCGUUUGAUUGGACCGGGUAUUCUCCACCCUUCAGGUGCAGGGCUUGAUCAUGAAUUGGGAGCUGCGGAGGAGCAAGCUUGGCAAGAGAAAACUAGAUCCAGAUCAAGAGGGAACAAUUCUCCCAAAAAAUUGGCUGAAACAAUCCACGCUUGAAAGGACUUACUGUUGUAGUUUCCUUUCUUGUUCUUUGGAAGAAUUUAAAAUGACACAAAGUACUAUAACGGUUAAAUGUAAAGUGUAAACCGAUUCACUUAAUCUCACUGGCUAUACAUGAGCUCUCGAGAAGUACAACUACUUACAACUAUUAAAUAGGAGUGAGUGUUUGAGCUUUGAAUUCAAGCAAAAUGAGGAUCAUCAGGUCAUCAAGUCUAGACAUAAAAAGUAGGAUUUUUGGCCAUUCCAAAUGGAGGGCAUGAUCUUCGGGUCUUCCAGUUACCUAGAUCGUCCAUAUUUCAUCAAUAACAGCUAUAAAUGUGCACAAUACAAGUUUGAUUUUAAGAGACGAAGUCUCUCAGUCUCAUUCCCCUUCCUUUUCGGAAGCAGGGCCAUUUUUGCUUUGUUGAAAUCGCCACCAUGCCAUAGAAAGUUUGAGGAGAACUUUUGAUCUCCUUUUUCCAACUGCGACCUAAGGCAAGUGUACCUGUCAUAGAAGCAAUAUAAUGGCAAAGACAAUGACUACUAGUAAUUAGCAAUACUUCCUACUAUCUAACCGAUUAUUUUAGUGAUUGGUUUGAUUGAUAAAUAUUAACUAUUGACUACUAAAGCAUAAAAUCGACAACACAAAUAAACCAAGAUAAAAUCAAGCAGAUAAAGAGUUGUUCAGAUUCGAAUCACCAGACUAGUUUUCAAGAAUCAACCUGACAGAAUAUAUAUAUGAUUUAUUAUUUCUAUACCAUAGGUAUUUUUAAAAAUAGACCUUUUAUUAAUUUUUAUAAUUAGCAAAUUGACUCUAAAAAAUUUCAAAUUAAUAUAUAAACAUUACAAAAAAUUUCUAUAAUUACUAAAAUUAUCAUAACAUGAAAAUAUCCACCGUACAUAAUCGAAAAUAACCACAUCCCAGAGAAAUAUGAUUUUCGGGCCAAACUGUGAACAAUCAAAACAUUGGGGACUAAGCUAUUCAUACUGGAAUUUGGGGGGUGGGGGGACUGAUCUAAAUAAUUUCCUAUUAGUUUUAGCGAUGACCUUUAUUCCAUUGCUAAAGGACUGUAAUUCCAUGGGGGAACUGAUCUAAAUAAUUUCCUAGUAGUUUUAGCGAUGACCUUUAUUCCAUUGCUAAAGGACUGUAAUUCCAUCUCUAAAAAUCCAGAAAUAUGCAUAUAUGAAGAAACUCAUUCAUAGCUCAAUCUAAACGUCGGGAUUGAGGUCCUUACCUUUACACGAGCCUAAAGGAAUUUUUGAUGAUUCUGGACGUUGACCUCCUUGCUCUAACGUCGUUCAAAUCCUCAUAACAUCAUCGUCGAAGCUACGAUUCACAAGCACGUGGUUUGGGCUAGUUUGAGUGAAACCAAGCUUGGAGAACGAUUGGAGGUCUAUAUCCUUACGUCUGGGGUACAAAGAAGAGGGCAGAGAUUGAGGGUUCAGCGAUAUUUUGGGAAGAGGCGAAUCCGGCUAUCAACGUCAAUCGUACGUCGAGUGGUGGGGAGCUCGGACAAUCGCUCCUUUCUUCCUUCCUUCCUUUCUUCUUCAUUUUUUCUUUCUUGAUUUCUUUCUUUCUUUCUUCUGCCAUUGGGAAAGGAAAAAGGAAUGGAUGAGGGGUUUGAAUUGGGUGGUGGGAUUAAUGGGCAUGGGGGGUUAAUGGGAGAGAAGUAGGCUUGGCAACGGGAGAGAUCGGGGCCGGGAAGGGUCUAUCUGCAACCCGAUCGAAAUGCUAUCGCAUUUUCCCGAAUCCGCCCCAUUAGCACUAUCGGGCGCGUUUUGAGGCCCAGGCCCGAAACCAACGGGUAACGGGUUUACGCUUGUCAUAGUGGGUUUACCUGCUACAACAAAAAAUUGAUAAGACC
Messenger RNA from Linum trigynum, 3191 nucleotides. The record is from the annotation of a GenBank genome assembly. Lineage: Eukaryota; Viridiplantae; Streptophyta; Magnoliopsida; Malpighiales; Linaceae.